This is a messenger RNA of Hydatigera taeniaeformis, 558 nucleotides long. The record is from the annotation of a GenBank genome assembly. NCBI's taxonomy places the organism in Eukaryota, Metazoa, Platyhelminthes, Cestoda, Cyclophyllidea, Taeniidae.
AUGUUGGGUGGAGUUAAGGCGAACACGAUUGUUGAGGCGAGGUGUCACGAUGAGAGCGGGAAUGGAUACGAUGUGUGGAGUGUGAGUGAUUGGUGGAAGGUGGGGAUGCGGGGGCAGGGAAAUGGUGAGAAGCGGGGGGUUCAAAUCCUGCUCGCGACGAGUGUCAUCACCUUUUCCUUCCUCCCCCUCUACUCCCUCACCCCGUAUGUGCACGCAGCGUGUGGUCCUCCGUCCACAUUGUUAUGGCUGAGCUGGGACAAUGCUCCGCCUGCAUGCUACUGGCACAGGGAAGGCCAGGUUGUUGCACGAAUGACAGCACUACAGACCUCAGGUUCAGGUUCCGCACCCGAGCUGUCGAUUCUUGAUAGAGUAAAAUUAGGCAAAAUGUGGCGUCGCGAUGGCCGAGUGGUUAAGGCGAUGGACUUGAAAUCCAUUGGGGACUCCCCGCCCUCACUCAUCACCGCCAUCGGGCAUGUUGCAGAGAUGGAGAAGCCAAAGGGAGCAGAUUUACGGCCACUCACCGACGAUGACAACAGUAUGCUCUUGUUUGACCUUUAG